Molecule: messenger RNA, 15472 nt
Organism: Podarcis lilfordi (Lilford's wall lizard)
Lineage: Eukaryota; Metazoa; Chordata; Lepidosauria; Squamata; Lacertidae
Source: the annotation of a GenBank genome assembly
CAUCUACGCGCCCUCGCCGCUGAGUCGCACGGCGCGCCUCUCCAUCCCUCCUGGCUCCCCAUUCUGGAUGCGCCCGGCUCGGGGGCGGCGCGGGGCUAGCCGCUCCCGUGGGGGGAGGCAAGGAGGGACGAGCAGCGGCGGCAGCGGCAAAUCCUAGGCUGCCGCGCGGGCGCGCUCGCUUUGGAGAGGACCGGUAGGAAAGGUGGGACCGGACGCGCGUUUGGCGCAUCCAAAAGGAGAGAAUUCGGUGGGGGCGGGGGUUGGGGCAUAUGAACCCAAACCGGUGUGGAGCGGGGGUAGCGGCUCCAGUAGGAGGAGGGCCGAGGCGGGAUGAGCACCCGCGGCGGUUCCUAGGGUGCCGCUUGGGCGCGCUCGCUUUGGAGAGGACCAGCCGCUGGCAAGGUGGGAGCGGACGCGCGUCUGGCGCAGUCAGGCGCCGCAGGAUCCGAAGGGAGAGAAUUCGGAGUUGCUGGGUGGGUGCGGGGCGGCGGCGGAGCAUGUUGACCCAAACCGGCGCCCCCUCGGUCUUCCCCAGCUCUUUCCCACGGGGUCUUUUGCGCCGCAGGAUGCCAGGAACUCUCUGCCCCACAAGUCCUGGGUGGAACCCCGAGCUGUGGGAGCAGUUCCUCGAGGGGGCAAGAAAGAAAGGCACCCCAAGCUCGCCGCCAUUCACACGCGCGCUGCACCCUUUCGCCUGCCCGGAGUCUGUGCGCGCGUCAGGGCGUUCCGACGGAUGCGGCCGCAUCCUGCGCAAGGAACCAAGCGACCCGAGGCGGGGAGCCGCUUGGGACGCGGCGCAGAAUCCCCUCUUCUUGGGAGACUCGGCCCUGUGUAGAUCACACGUGACGACGGGACACGUGGCUCUUUUGCAGGCCGGCUCAAGGCGGAGGGCAGGGUGGGGGUGGCUGAAUCCGCGUGUGCUGAAUUAUUUUUAUUCAUAAACUUAAUAAUGCAAACCCAUUGGGCAAUAACAAAAGUUCCUUUAGAAACACCAUUUACAAAGACUCUUAGUUUACUCUCUAGAAAUGUGCUGUAACAUGAAAGAAUAAUAGAUGAUCUAUGAGGCAAAUGACUAAUAAUUCUAAAUAUCUUUAUUAAUGUGGAAUUAAGUGUUAUAACCUGUACAAUGCAAUUGUAGUUAAUACAAGGCAGUUUCCUAUUUGGAAUAAUAAUAAUUUAUCAUUUCUACCCUGCCCAUCUGGCUGCAUAUCCCCAGCCACUCUGGGCGGCUUCCAAAAAAAUAUUAAAAUACAAUAGUCCUUCACAUAUUAAAAGCUUCCCUAAACACAGCUUCCUUCAGAUGUCUCCUAAAAGUCUGGUAGUUGUUUUUUUUGUUUUUUCCUUUGACAUCUGGUGGGUGGGCGUGCCACUACAGAGAAAGCCCUUUGCCUGGAUCCCUGUAACUUCGCUUCCCGCAGUGAGGGAACUGCCAGAAGGCCCUUGGCGCUGGAAUAAUAAAAUAAUAAAUAAAAUAAAUAAAUAAACAAAAAGGAAUAAUAAAAGCCUUUUUUACAGAAAGGUUCGGCCUUGCUGGCAUCCUCCGAAUAUUGACAAGCAGAGUGAGGUUUGAUGGCAUUUUUUUAUAUAGUAUCAAUAUCACCAUUGUAGUCCACACUGUUCAUGGGGACAGCAGACCUUUGUGUCCUUGUGACACUUAGUGAGUGUAAAAUAUGGUAUUUCUAGUAAUAUGUCCCAUUCAUAAAUAAUGCCAAUACUAUACACGCCUGUCCAUAAAAAAAUUAUUCAACAGGACUAAUUAUAUUAAUGCAUCUACCCAAUACCUAUUCAAUUGUAUAAUUUUAUUGCAAUUCAUUGUACUGUAUACUGUGUAUACAAACAGCACACAAACAUGAUCUAAAUUACAAUACUUUUAUUUGUUUUUUUAUCUUAUAUUUUGGAAAUGUGCAUCCAGUUGUUUUUCUUUUAAAUUUUUCCGGGGACCCCCCAAGAGAGUGGGGCCCUAAGCUACAGCUUGUUGAGCUUAUACAUAAAUCCAGCACUGGCUGAUGGCUGACGCAAAUAUUCAUUUGUUCAUUCAAACGGCCUGCGGGUCGCAGCAUCUGGCCGCCCUAAUGCCUCUUCUCUGGCUGGUUCUUUUUCAGGUGAGUAGGAAAUGGCCUUGGCAGACCCCGGCGGUGGCAGCGCCCAACCUGGCUCAGACUUCCCGGAGAUUGUGGAGCUGAACGUUGGCGGUCAAGUCUACCUGACUCGCCGCAGCACUCUGCUGAGCGUCCCUAACUCGUUGCUCUGGGAGAUGUUUGCCCACAAUGGUGCCCGGCCCUUGGCCCGCGACAGCAAGAACCGCAUCUUCGUCGACCGAGAUGGCUUCCUCUUCCGCUACAUCCUCGACUACAUGAGAGACCGGUGCCUCGUGCUGCCGGAAAACUUCCCGGAGAGGGGCCGGCUGCGGCGCGAAGCCGAGUACUUCCAACUCCCUGAGCUGGCCCGGACAUUGGCGCCCAAAACUGGCCAGCAGGACUCAGACGAGGAGGGCCAAAGUGACUCCGAGGAUCUUUCCCCUGGGCCUGACGCCCCAGGAAUCUUGCCUGACGGACAAAGCACAAGGAUACCCGGCUUCAUCACCAUCGCCUACCGGGGCUCGUACGCCCUGGGCCGGGAUGGCCAGGCAGACGCCAAAUUUCGUCGGGUGGCAAGGAUCACGGUCUGCGGCAAGACAGCACUGGCCAGGGAGGUCUUCGGUGAGGCGCUAAACGAGAGUCGGGACCCCGACCGGGCGCCGGGGUGCUACACGUCCCGCUACUACCUCAAGUUCACAUUCCUGGAGCAAGCCUUUGACCGGCUGGCCGGCGCCGGGUUCCAGAUGGUGGCCAGCAAUUCGACGGGGACCUGCACCGUCGAGCCGGCGGACGGCAAGAUCUGGACCUCGUACGCCGAAUACGUCUUCUACCGUGAGUGACGCUCCGGCUGAGCCGAACCCAAACACACGCAAAAGCGACCCUCCCUCGAUCCUCCCUGUAGAGUGUAGACAAACCAACAAACCCUCUGGCCUCUCCUCCCUCGCUUCCCGAACCGAACCCUCUCUGGAGCCUUCUGAGUAGCGCAACCCUCCCCGGCUUUCUCUGAAUCAUGGACUUGGACGCUGUGACAUGUGGGGUGUGUCUGUGAUGAUGUAUCCAUUUUGCUGAGGGAAAUUCCCUCGGAUCACCAAACCGAGAUGCCUGCCAGGAAUAUAGGAGCAAAACGGUGGUCUUGAUUCGAAAGACAGUUGCAACAGGACUCGCACCCCAAACAAAGGGAUGCUCCCUCUUUUAUCAGUUCUCCCUUUCUCCCCUGGGGAAGCACCAUGCACCCAUCACAGAUACAUCAUGUAUAUGUCAUGUAAAGGGGGGAAAUUCCAGGGUGAGUGACUCCUUGACAGCCUAGCUCACCGGGGCACUUGUCCCCCAUGGGUCCAUGCGGUCAGUAAAAGGAGAAAGUCCCAGCCCGGUAAUUUGGAGCAAAACAGUGGUCAGUAGACCAUGAUUCUUACUGUUGCACCACAGGUCUGCCCAGGAGUAAGAACCCCGAGCACGGGGCGAUGUCAACUUUUAAAACUUCCUUCUUCCCCCCAGAAUACAGUGGUACCUUGACUAAAGUCCAGUCUAUUAUAACUCCGUUUUGGACUAAGUCCAAUUGCAACCCGGAAAUGACUGCUCCGGGCUGAGUCAUUUUUUUGAUAUAAGUCGGGCCCGGCUGCUGUUUUAGGGGUUGCUUUUCAUCAUCUGGUUCCUGUUGGGUGUGUUUCGUUUGUUAAUUGAGUCCCUCGCUGCUAAUCAGAGGCUUCCUGUUGAGUCUGCCAGCUGUUGAGUCUCGAGCACCCAGGCAACACAGAGGUGAUAUUUGGAAGUUUAGUUUUUGCUAAUUUUUUUGCAUUUGGGUUUGUAUGGCUUUUUCAGCUUUUUGACUGUGACUUCGUUUUAUGGGACUGAUCUGUGACUGUGGCUUGUGAUUUCGUUUUUGUGACUUGUUUUUGUGACUGUGUGGAACUGGUUGAUUGUCUGGCUGCAGAAAUGGAUAAAAGCCCCCCAUCCAAACAAUGACUAUCAUCAGUGCACGUAAGAAAAAAAAAUGUUAAUUUUUUUCAUCUACACUACUGUCUUAUUUACUUUAUAGCACAGUGCUUUGAUUAUUAUAGGGACACGAGUGGCGCUGUGGGUUAAACCACAGAGCCUAGGACUUGCCGAUCAGAAGGUCAGUAGUUCAAAUCCCCGCGACAGGGUGAGCUCCCGUUCCUCGGUCCCUGCACCUGCCAACCUAGCAGUUCGAAAGCACGUCAAAGUGCAAGUAGAUAAAUAGGUACCGCUCCAGCGGGAAGGUAAACGGCGUUUCCAUGCGCUCCUCUGGUUCGCCAGAAGCGGCUUACUCAUGACCCGGAAGCUGUACAUCGGCUCCCUUGGCCAAUAAAGCGAGAUGAGCGCCGCAACCCCAGAGUCGGCCACGACUGGACCUAGUCAUCAGGGGUCCCUUUACCUUUACCUUUACCUUUACAUUGAUUAUUGCCUUCAUUUUAUGGAUAUGUGGUCUCGUUAGGCAGUAAAAUUCAUGUUAAAUUGCUGUCUUAGCAGGUGUUUUCCAUUGUUUAGAACGGAUUAAUCCAUUUUCAGUUACUUUCUAUGGGAAAGCAUGCUUUGUUUUAAGUCUGCUUCGUUUUAAGACCGGACUUCCGGAAUGGAUUACGGUCUUAAAUCAAAGUACCACUGUACACUUCACAUAGCAUCGUUGAGACAUCAUCACGAAUCACUAGCACGUCGCAAAUGGGGAGGGGUAUACGGGGGUAACGCAAGUUCAAUAUCGUAUGCCUUUCCCGACACCCCUUAUGUCCAAAGUCUCUUUCGGGGGCCUAAUCCCCCGUUUCCGGGGCCAGAUGUCGGCAUUUCCCAGGGACAGUCUCGGGGUUUACAAAUCUGUCCCCGGAUUUCAUUUCAUGUCCCUGGAUUUCUAUUGUCAGUGUUCUAGAUCUCUGAAUAGGGAAUGAAUCUUGCGUGAUUGGUUCAACUGCACAAGACACAUCAUACGGGGAUUUCUAGUGAGGCAACAUGGCGGACGCCACAGGAACCAUAUCACUACAAUAAUCCAUGAGAUAUUUUUUAUACAUGUCCCAUUUUCUAAUAAAGGUUUGAAUCAUAGAAUCAUAGAGUUGGAAGAGACCACAAGGGCCAUCGAGUCCAACCCCCUGCCAAGCAGGAAACACCAUCAGAGCACUCCUGACAUAUGGUUGUCAAGCCUCUGCUUAAAGACCUCCAAAGAAGGAGACUCCACCACACUCCUUGGCAGCAAAUUCCACUGUCGAACAGCUCUUACUGUCAGGAAGUUCUUCCUAAUGUUGAGGUGGAAUCUUCUUUCUUGUAGUUUGGAUCCAUUGCUCCGUGUCCGCUUCUCUGGAGCAGCAGAAAACAACCUUUCUCCCUCCUCUAUGUGACAUCCUUUUAUAUAUUUGAACAUGGCUAUCAUAUCACCCCUUAACCUCCUCUUCUCCAGGCUAAACAUGCCCAGCUCCCUUAGCCGUUCCUCAUAAGGCAUCGUUUCCAGGCCUUUGACCAUUUUGGUUGCCCUCCUCUGGACACGUUCCAGUUUGUCAGUGUCCUUCUUGAACUGUGGUGCCCAGAACUGGACACAGUACUCCAGGUGAGGUCUGACCAGAGCAGAAUACAGUGGCACUAUUACUUCCCUUGAUCUAGAUGCUAUACUCCUAUUGAUGCAGCCCAGAAUUGCAUUGGCUUUUAGCUCCCGCGUCACACUGUUGGCUCAUGUCAAGUUUGUGGUCAACCAAGACUCCUAGAUCCUUUUCACAUGUACUGCUCUCAAGCCAGGUGUCACCCAUCUUGUAUUUGUGCCUCUCAUUUUUUUUGCCCAAGUGCAAUACUUUACAUUUCUCCCUGUUAAAAAUCAUCUUGUUUGUUUUUGCCCAGUUCUCUAAUCUGUCAAGGUCGUUUUGAAGUGUGAUCCUGUCCUCUGGGGUGUUAGCCACCCCUCCCAGUUUGGUGUCAUCUGCAAAUUUGAUCAGGAUGCCCUUGCUUGGCAGGGGGUUGGACUCGAUGGCCCUUGUGGUCUCUUCCAACUCUAUGAUUCUAUGAUAUUCUUGUAAAGAAGCUGGUAAAAUGCGGUCUUGACUAUGCUACCACUCAGUGGAUUUGUAACUGGCUGGCUGACUGAACCCAAAGGGUGCUCAUCAAUGGUUCCUCUUCAUCCUGGAGAAGAGUGACUAGUGGGGUGCCACAGGGUUCUGUCUUGGGCCCGGUCUUAUUCAACAUCUUUAUCAACGACUUGGAUGAUGGACUCAAGGGCAUCCUGAUCAAAUUUGCAGAUGACACCAAACUGGGAGGGGUGGCUAACACCCCAGAGGACAGGAUCACACUUCAAAACGACCUUGACAGAUUAGAGAACUGGGCCAAAACAAACAAGAUGAAUUUUAACAGGGAGAAAUGUAAAGUAUUGCACUUGGGCAAAAAAAUGAGAGGCACAAAUACAAGAUGGGUGACACCUGGCUUGAGAGCAGUACAUGUGAAAAGGAUCUAGGAGUCUUGGUUGACCACAAACUUGACAUGAGCCAACAGUGUGACGCGGGAGCUAAAAAAGCCAAUGCAAUUCUGGGCUGCAUCAAUAGGAGUAUAGCAUCUAGAUCAAGGGAAGUAAUAGUGCCACUGUAUUCUGCCCUGGUCAGACCUCACCUGGAGUACUGUGUCCAGUUCUGGGCACCACAGUUCAAGAAGGACACUGACAAACUGGAACGUGUCCAGAGGAGGGCAACCAAAAUGGUCAAAGGCCGGGAACGGAUGCCUGAUGAGGCACGGCUAAGGGAGCUGGGCCUGUUUAGCCUGGAGACGAGGAGGUUACGGGGUGAGAUGAUAGCCAUGUUCAAAUAGAUAAAAGGAUGUCACAUAGAGGAGGAGAAAGGUUGUUUUCUGCUGCUCCAGAGAAGCGGACACGGAGCAAUGGAUCCAAACUACAAGAAAGAAGAUUCCACCUCAACAUUAGGAAGAACUUCCUGACAGUAAGAGCUGUUCGACAGUGGAAUUUGCUGCCAAGGAGUGUGGUGGAGUCUCCUUCUUUGGAGGUCUUUAAGCAGAGGCUUGACAACCAUAUGUCAGGAGUGCUCUGAUGGUGUUUCCUGCUUGGCAGGGGGUUGGACUCGAUGGCCCUUGUGGUCUCUUCCAGCUCUAUGAUUCUAUGAUUCUAUGAUUCUACUAUCUCCCUUCCUUUUGCAUGCUUGGCCAACUGUUCCAGGAAGGCAUCAUCUAUGUCCUCCGUUUGGCUUGGGGAUCUAUAGUAAACUCCCACAAUGAGGUCACUGUUAUUUUUCUCUCCCUUAAUUUUGACCCAAAUGCUCUCACUUUGGCUUUGAGGUUCUAAAUCUUGGAUCUCUUCACAGGUAUACACAUCCCUGACAUAUGACGCCACUCCUCCUUUCUUGUCUGGUCUGUUUCUCUGAAAUAGAUUGUAUCCCCCCAUUAUUACAUUCCAAUUGUGGGACUUAUCCCACCAGGUUUCAGUGAUGCCUAUUAUGUCAUAUUUAGUUUGCUGUACCAAGAGCUCAAGCUCAUCUUGUUUAUUUCCCAUGCUUUGCGCAUUAGUGUACAGACAUUGAAGUCCAUUAAUCAUUCCCCGUGUCUCUUAUUUAAGGAUUUUUCCUCCCACCACUAGGUCUGCGUGCUGUUUGCUCCAUUUGGUCUAUGACAUUUGGAUGAUCAUCUUCAUCAAUUGAUAGACUCCUACCUUCAGGAGCACUGUCUCCCUCCCCAAAUUAGUCAGUUUAAAGCCCUCCUGAUGAGGUUUCUGAGAUUUUUGGCAAAAACAUUUCUCCCAACCGUUGUGAGGUGCAGCCCAUCGCUUGCCAGAAGUCCAUCUUCAAGAAACUGCAGUCCGUGAUCUAAGAAUCCAAACCGUUCCUGUUUACACCAUUUGCAAAGCCAGCUGUUCACUUUCACUAUUUUUCCCUCUCUCCCUGGGCCACGUCGUUCAAUUGGGAGGACAGAUGAGAUGACAAUUUGUGCAUUUAAUUGCUUCAAUUUCCUGCCCAGAGCCUCGUAAUCUCUUGUGAUCUUCUGGAGGCUAUUGCUUGCAGUGUCAUUGGUUCCCACAUGAACCAAGAGGAAGGGGUAUUUGUCAGUGGGUUUUAUGAUUCCUUGCAGUCGUUCAGUUACAUCUUGGAUCUUAGCCCCGGGGAGACAGCACACUUCCCGAGACAUCUUGUCAGGCCCACAGAUCACUGCUUCUGUUCUCCUCAGUAGGGAAUCCCCUAUCACCACUACAUGCCUCCUCUUAGGUUUGGUCGGGGUUCUUCUGUGAGCUGUCCGUUCCAAGGUCGCCUGCACAUUCCCUGAGGACUGACUUUGCUGCUCAUCUUCAUAUACCUGAUCGACUGUAAUGAGGGAGAGAUCCUCAAAUGGAGUCUGCUCUUCGUCUUCCAUGUUAGGGGAGAGGACCUCAAAGCGAUUGUGUAUUUCUAAACAAUCAGAGCGAACCCUGGGCCUCCUACUUCUUUGAGUCACGUUUCUCCAUAUAUCUGGCUCCUGUGUUGGUGAACUAGCCUCCUUCUCAGGGAGUCCCCUGUCUCCUCCUUGGUGGAGACAGUGUGCUCUGUUGCUUCCAAGAAGAGCUCCAGCUCUCUAAUUCUUUGGAGCGUAGCUACACGUUCCUCCAGUUGCUGGACUUUGUCUUUUAAGAGGGCAAUCAACAUGCAAUUGCUGCAGGUAAAGCUGCCUGCAACCUUUGGCAAGAUGGCAAACAUUGCGCAGGAACCGCAGGCGACUGCAGCUGUUCCCUCCCCUCCAUCUUGAGAACAUGUCGUUGGGGGUGGCUACAGCGGUCCUCCAUCAUAAAAAGCGUGAAGACAGGACAAAUAACUCCCCCCCAAAAAAACCUAGGUCUCCCCCAACAAACGUUUGAGACUAGCUCCCCUAAAUCUAAAAGAUGAUCAGGGCGGUUUGAUCAGGGCGGUUUCACGGUUUCUCUGUUAACUUUGCCUAUUAUUAUUAUUAUUAUUAUUGAUCAUUUCUUUGUUCUAGCACAUCUCAUAGACAAGUAUUAUUAUCAUUAUUAUUAUUAUUAAGAUCACUGCUUUGUUCUAGCACCUCUCAUAGACAAGUAUUCUUAUUCUUAUUAUUUAGGAUCAUUGCUUUGUUCUAGCACAUCUCAUAGACAAGUAUUAUUAUUAUUAUUAUUAUUAUUAUUAUUAUUAUUUAUAAGAUCUAUUAUUUGAUUGUUGAUGUAAACCUCCAAAAGGCAUUUUGUACCAUCAGGUUUCAACUUCUAUCUUCAGUACUUUAAUGCUAUGGCUAGCGGCUGAUGCAAAUAAAAGAUUGUCCUGAUCUGGGAAAAAAAUAAAAAAGUAAAACCAGGUUUGUCCAUAACAAAAAGGAAAAUUGGGAUAUUUGUUCCAUUACAUCACGUUCUAACAUCUAUCAUCUCUCAACAUUUCUUUGUCUAACGCACUAUGUAUUUCUGUUCUCUCAGUUGAAUUUUGACGAUAAUAUCUGAUCUUGGAUCACAGAAGUUCUUCAAGGGCUGCCACAGACACCAUAUACCUACAAUAAUCCAUGAGAUAUUUUUUAUACAUGCCCCAUUUUCUAAUAAAGGUUUGAUCAGGACAGUUUCUCGGUUUCUCUGUUAACUUUGCCUAUUAUUAUUAUUAUUAAAGAUCAUUGCUUUGUUCUAGCACAAAUCAUAGACAAGUAUUAUUAUUAUUAUUAUUAUUAUUAUUAUUAUUAUUAAUUUAAUUUCCAUACUGCCUGAUACCCGAAGGUCUCGGAGUGGUUUGCAUAAAAUACCAAAUGCAUAAAAUCAAAACGAAACCAACAACCCAUUAAAAAAAACCUAGAAGAGCCAGCAUUUUUUAAAAGGGUUUAGGAUGCUAAGAAAGCGCGUGGUCGGCUUGACACGGCUUUCAUCAAUUUGAUUUUUUAAAAAUAAUAACAAUAAUAUUUAUUCAGUUUUCCAUUUUCUCCUGGGGAUUCCAGGCCCAGACAUACCAAAAAAAUGCAAAAAGGAAUAUUCUUGUAUGCGAUGGAAGCAGCAAGAAUAUUCAUCGCAACGAAUUGGAAGGGAGAGAAAAUCCCAACAAAAUGAGAGUGGCAAAGUAAGUCGUUGGAGUUUGCAAAAAUGACAAAAACAGAGGUAAUACUGAGAUUUAUUCAAAAAUGGGACGUGUUUAGAAAAUAACUAGAGGAUUAUUGCAGUAAGAUGACAUCAGCGGCAAUGUUCGAACAACUGUGUUUGGAUGUGCAAAUAUAAGAGAAUAUAACAUUGGCAAAGAUUAUUAAAAAGAAAAUAGAGAUAAUUUUUUGUUGUCUAUUUUUUAAGACAGAUAACUUUGAUUUUUUUGCCUUUUUUUGAAGUUUGAAAAAGCAAUCUAAAAAGGGAGAAAAUAGAGAUUGUUUAUCAGAUCAGGAAAUACAUGGUGAGGUGGCAGGAGGUCCUAGGAAUUUAACAAGAAUGGAUUGAGCAAAUAUUGAUAUUCUUUGGUAUUUUCGUUUGGGGUUUUCAUACACUUUUCUUUAAUUCCCCAGAGGGGUUGGGGAAACCUAGGCAGAUGGGCAGUGUAGAAAUAAUAAAUUACAUUAUUAUUAUUAUUAUUAUUAUUAUUAUUUCCAAUAAAGCAUUUAAUACAAGAAGAAGAAGAUACCAGUGUGUUUCAAAACAGCAACGGGAAUUCCUAAAAUCACUAUCCAGCCUUUAUUUAAAUAAUAGCAGCCGGCUGGACUGAAAUGGGAGAUUGUUAUGUUAUGAGAUUGAUCUUCUCUAAAGCUGCCAUUUGCUGAUUACUUUCUCUCCCUUUCUUCCUUCCUCCAGGUCCUCCGGCUUGUCAGGAUUCCCAAAAGGUGUCAGGAGAACACCCCCAUUUCCCAGGUAAGAAGAGUUCCACUUUCUCUUUCUCUUUCUCUUUCUCUUUCUCUUUCUCUUUCUCUCAAGUCUCUAUAAAAAGUGCAAGCCAGAUUCUUUCUUUCUUUCUCUCUCUGUUGCUCUCUCUGUGUCUUUCUUUCUCUCUCUCUCUCUCUCUCUCUCUUUCUUUCUUAGAACCCUCAGACUUCUUCCCUUCUUUCCUUCACGAGUUCUUACCAUAUCCCACAAUUAACUGCAUCUCCGCAUUUUCCAAAUAAUUAUACAAAUCACAUGUAAAGAUAGAAUAAAAUUUGACAUAACAAGCACCUUCACAUUCCUGCCAGCGGUUUUAAAUGUGUACAGUGAUCUUUUCAAUUAAGGAAAAAUCUGGCUUAAAAGAGAUGUAGAGCUGGGUCUCGUGUUCAACCCGCCAAGUGUUUUUAGUAGGUCAUUCCAGCUUCUCUGGGGCCACUUCUUCUCCUGCCUUCCCAUAAUCCUAUUAGCCUGAGAGAAGGGACUGAGCUAUAAGAGGAAAAAAGCCCCUCUCUUAGCAGCCCCGCCGACAGCUUGAGAUUUUAAAUCUUUAAAUCUUUAAAUCAGUCGCUCUCAUCAGGAUAGCUCCUUCGGCCUGCAGACGAGCUGCUGGAGAAUAAUAAUAAUAAUAACCCUAUCCCUAAUGUUGUUGUUUAGUCGUUUAGUCAUGUCCGACUCUUCGUGACCCCAUGGACCAGAGCACGCCAGGCACUUCUGUCUUCCACUGCCUCCCGCAGUCUGCUCAAACUCAUGCUGGUAGCCUCAAGAACACUAUCCAACCAUCUCGUCCUCUGUCGUCCCCUUCUUCUUGUGCCCUCCAUCUUUCCCAACAUCAGGGUCUUUUCCAGGGAGUCUUCUAUUCUCGUGAGGUGGCCAAAGUAUUGGAGCCUCAGCUUCAUGAUCUGUCCUUCCAGUGAGCACUCAGGGCUGAUUUCCUGAAGAAUGGAUAGGUUGGAUCUUCUUGCAGUCCAUGGGACUCUCAAGAGUCUCCUCCAGCACCAUAAUUCAAAAGCAUCAAUUCUUCUGCCUCUGUUAGGUCUUCUGCCUCUGUUAGGUCCUUACCACUUUUGUCCUUUAUUAUGGUAAUCUUUGUACGAAAUGUUCCUUUCAUAUCUCCAAUUUUCUUGAACAGAUCUCUGGUUCUUCCCAUUCAGUUGUUUUCCUCUAUUUCUUUGCAUUGCUUGUUUAAGAAGGCCUUCUUGUCUCUCAUUGCUAUUUUUUGGAAAUUUGCAUUCACUUUCCUGUAUCUUUCACUAUCUCCCUCGCAUUUUGCUUGCCUUCUCUCCCCCGCUAUUUGUAAGGCCUCAUUGGACAGCCACUUUGCUUUCUUGCAUUUCUUUUUCACUGGGAUGGUUUUCGUUGCUGCCUCCUGUAUAAUGUUGCGAGCCUCCACCCAUAGUUCUUCAGGCACUCUGUCCACCAAAUCUAAAUCCUUAAACCUGUUCCUCACUUCCACUGUGUAUUCAUAAGGGAUUUGGUUUAGAUUGUAUCUUACCGGCCCAGUGGUUUUUCCUACUUUCUUCAGUUUAAGCUUGAAUUUUGCUCUAAGAAGCUGAUGAUCUGAGCCACAGUCAGCUCCAGGUCUUGUUUUUGCUGACUAUGUAGAGCUUCUCCAUCUUUGGCUGCAGAGAAUAUAAUCAAUCUGAUUUCGAUGCUGCCCAUCUGGUGAUGUCCAUGUGUAGAGUCGUCUCUUGUGUUGUUGGAAAAGCGUGUUUGUGAUGACCAGCUUGUUCUCUUGACAGAACUCUAUUAGUCUUUGCCCUGCUUCAUUUUGAUCUCCAAGGCCAAACUUGCCAGUUGUUCCUUUUAUCUCUUGAUUCCAUACUUUAGCAUUCCAAUCCCCUAUAAUGAGAAGAACAUCCUUCUUUGGUGUCACUUCUAUAAGGUCUUGUAAAUCUUCAUAGAACUGGUCAAUUUCAGUUUCUUCAGCACCAGUAGUUGGUGCAUAAACUUGGAUUACUGUGAUGUUAAAAGGUCUGCCUUGGAUUCGUAUCGAGAUCAUUCUAUCAUUUUUGAGAUUGUAUCCCAGUACAGCUUUCACCACUCUUUUGUUGACUAUGAGGGCCACUCCAUUUCUUUUACAGGUUUCUUGCCCACAGUAGUAGAUAUGAUAGUCAUCCGAACUGAAUUCGCCCAUUCCCGUCCAUUUUAGUUCACUGAUGCCCAGGAUGUCAAUAUUUAUUCUUGCCAUCUCAUUUUUGACCACAUCCAGCUUACCAAGGUUCAUGGUUCUUACAUUCCAGGUUCCUAUGCAAUAUUUUUCUUUACAGCAUUGGACUUUCCUUUCGCUUCCAGGCAUAUCUGCAACUGAGUGUCCUUUCGGCUUUGGCCCAGCCGCUUCAUCAGCUCUGGAUCUACUUGUACUUGUCCUCCACUCUUCCCCAGUAGCAUGUUGGACGCCUUCCGACCUGAGGGGCUCAUCUUCCAGCGUCAUAACUUUUAUAUGCCUGUUGUCUUUGUCCAUGGAGUUUUCUUGGCAGGGAUACUGGAGUGGCUUGCUGGUUCCUGCUCCAGGUGGAUCACGUUUGGUCAAAACUCUCCACUAUGACCUGUCCAUCUUGGGUGGCCCUGCACGGCAUAGUUCAUAGCUUCUCUGAGUUAUUCAAGCCCCUUCGCCACGGCAAGGCAGUGAUCCCUGAAGGGGCUAUCCCUAAUACCUGUCCCUAACUCCUAUCCCUAUCUCUAACCCUUAUCCCUAACAACAACAACAACAACAAUCUACCCUGGUUGGUCCCUGCCAGUUUUGAUAUUGGAUUGUAGAUCGCAGCCGACUUCAAGUUGGACAUGCCUGGAUAUGACGAUUGUUGGUUACAUGUAUUUUCAGCAACUUGGAAAUAAAGUUGGGGAGGGAGAUGCUCGUCUUAGUCCUCUCUCUCUCAGUAGUAGUAGUAGUAGUAGUAGUAGUAGUAGUAAUUUAUUAUUAUUUAUACCCCCCCCCCCCAGGAAGCCUCUGGCUCAGCGUGGCGCCUUCUGCAGCACCGGUGGGACCAGAGAAGGACGUCCGGAAAAGCCUCGCUUCUUCCUCUGAGCCCAUUUUGGACCUCCGGACAGAUGCGGCAUCCGUGCUUCCAGGUGAGAUGCUCAAGAAAAUCACCCUUUUACGGUUUAAAUUGGGAGAAAUAAAUGCAGUAGACGGACAAAAGAUUCUCAAGAGGAGGAAAUCACAUGGCGGGAAGCUGGUUACAGGUGCGUUUGAAUAUCUGAAGUUCAAGGCUUCCAGCUAAGACCCAUGGGGUGCCCUCCUCAAAAAAUAAAGAUGCGCCAGUCUUGGGCAUAAGGAACAGUAAGAAGCUAAAGCCCUCCCCUGCUGGGACUGAAGGCAGGCUGGAGGCUGGGGGUUACAAAGAAGUAGGAGGAGUGGGUUGACCCCAUAUUCAUCAUUAUUAUUUACUCAUUUCUUCUUCUCCUCCUCUCCUCCUCCUUCUCCUGCUUCUUCCUCCUCCUCCUCUCCUCCAGCGUCCACCAUCCCCACCAGCACCACACCAACCGCCCCGCCAACUGCCAUGGAGCACCCCCCCACCGCCACCCUCAAAAGAUCCCCCGUGCUCUCAGCCGGGGCCACCACCGAACCGGCCCCACCAGACCUACCCCAGAGCUCCAAGGAGGCCACCCAGGAGAGACCUUUCUCUUCCGCCAACUUCUCCCCCGACCCAGAUCCGGCUUUGCUCCCUCCUCCGGAUCAAGACCCCCUCCCGGAAACCAGGGGAUCUUGGGGGUCCUUGCCGUGGCCGGAGGCCCCUGAAGAGUGCGGCCCGCCCCGGCCCACCACCUUGGACUUCUCCCAGCCCCUCCAGAAGCUGGAGGAGGCGAAGCAGGUGGGCGUUGAGGAGAACGGGCUGGAGCGUGGCCCGCCGCCUCCCGGCGAAGAGAGGAAGGCUCUGCAGUUGGAGCUGGGCAAAUGCAUUGAGGACUUUCGGAGAAUCCGAGUGCCCGCCUCAUUCCCCAACAAGAAACGGGCGUGGCAAAGCGAGCUGCUCCAGAAAUACCAGCUCUGAGGGACUCUCGUGGAUCCAUCAAACAGAAGCAAUCAUCAAUGGACCAUACUAUAAAAUAAAGGAGACAGUUGUAGAUGAGAAAAAUAAAAAUGGAUUUUCCCCCCUGACCUGCAGUGGUGAUAGUCGUUGUUUGGAUGGGGGGCUUUGAUCCAUUUCUGCGGUAAUGCCAUCCAUCCAUCCGGAGCUGAACCGGGUUCCGCACAGUCGCGAAAACAAAGAAACCGAAAAAGCGGCAAACUGAAUCUGCUCCGGAAGUCUGUUUGACGUCCGAAAUGUUCAGAAGCCGAGACGCAGAUUCCAGUUGGCACAGGCACCCCGGAAAGGGCCACCAACAGCUGCGUCGGACAUUCAGCUUCCAAAAAACGUCCAGAAACCAAUUUCUCAUAACCAGAGAAAUUGGUAUAAAUAAGAUCUAAGUUUCAAGUUUUAGGUUCUUUUAUAGUAAGAUAAGGUUAAAAUAGAUUAAGGUAAUGUAAUGACAGAAUAUUAUGAAAAAUGGAAAGGAUUUGCUGUGACAAUUAACAACUAGGAUACAAAAAAAGGGAGGAGUGAGGAGGUCAAAGAAAGAAAGUAAUGACAGUUAAGGAUUUGAGAAUAUUGGACUUGUUUUUUUAAAAGUUUGUGGC